UAAAGCCGCUGGGUCGUGCCAGUGAUGGGCGCCGGUGAGUGAGGGGAGGACGCAGCGGUUCAUGGUGCUGGCCCAGUUAUCUCAUCAUGUCUCUCAUAAUUGACGCCUUAAUCACUUUCUGCGAUGUCACCACAAUAGGACUCUGUGGUUUCAACAAGGUACCACAGAUUAUUAAACUGGCCAAAGAGAAGUCUGUGAAAGGCUUAAGCUUGGCAAGUAUUCUACUGGAGUUAACAAGUUACUCCAUCAUGUUCAGCUAUAAUGUGUACUCUGCUUAUGCCCUCACUACAUAUUUUGAGUAUCCGUUAUUAAUCGUACAAGAUGUGGUGAUGCUAACAUUGUUUCUGGCAUUGUCUGGUCGGCUUUCACCAGUUGAAAUUUUACCUGUUGCUGCUCUACCCUGUUUUGCAUAUUCUAUUGCAUCUGGCACACUUCCUAACAGCCUCAUAAAAACGUUGGUGGGUAUGUGUACACCAAUAUCAGCCAGCAGCAAGGUGGUUGCUUUGUUAGCCAUCAUUCGUUCCAAGAAUUCUGAGUCGGUAUCUAUUCCAACCUGGUGCAUCUCUUCUUACACAAGUAUCACACGGUUGUUCACAAUCUACGUGGAGUCAGCAGACCCUGCACUACUGAUGAACUUUGGCACUUCCUUUGUUCUCAACACACUCAUUAUCAUUGUUGCUAUCAUCUACAAGCCUAGAAAGAAGGUGGAUUAAGGCAUUUCAAAGAAGAAAAUUUUAUUCCAAGAAAGUUCAAAGUGAAUCCCCACAAGAUGAAGACCACAUUUUUAUAAUGGUAAACUUAGCCAGUAUAUAGUAAUUCAUUCAAGAUAAUUGAACUAUAUAAUUCCUACUGUACUGAAAUGUUUUUGUUGCAUUUAUAAAGUCAGUACAAUACUGGAUUGUAUACUUGUUGCAAGAAGCUGUGUAAUGUGCCGGUAGCAAACAUAGUUUGUGACAAUAACUGGCAUUGUUUCUUACUGUCAGUUCUCAGGUUAUUUAAUACAUUCUAGAUAACUACAGGAUGGUUGUGAUCACACACACCAUAUAACAUGUUACGUGUGUGUUAUGGUGCCAUAAGCAUUUGUACAUUAUAAUUUUUUAUGCAAGAUUUAGAUAUUUUAAUUUUAAAGCCAGUGGCUACCAAGUUAGUUUUCACAGAUUUAUAAGUCCAUCGUGUUAAGUUGAAAUAAUAAUGACAAUAAAUAAUGACAAUACUGUAUACAUACAGUUCAUCCAUUUUAUAAUAUUUGUUUUUUUACAUGUGUAUAGUAUUUUUCAGAGCAAUCAUGUAGUACAGUAUUUGUUUUUUGUAAAUACUGUAGGUAAUAAAAAAAUAAUUGAAUACACAGUA
Messenger RNA from Homarus americanus (American lobster), 1350 nucleotides. RefSeq names its product solute carrier family 66 member 3-like. The record is from RefSeq and is a predicted model, not a curated record. Bases 87 to 713 code for a protein of 208 amino acids. NCBI's taxonomy places the organism in Eukaryota, Metazoa, Arthropoda, Malacostraca, Decapoda, Nephropidae. The transcript has 4 exons.